AUGGUCAAAUUCUACGAGUCCCUCUCCCCAGACCUCAGCGAGUGGUGCAUGUCCCAGCCCCUCUUCUACAUUGCUUCCUCCCCAACCUAUGGCUCUCACAUCAACAUUUCUCCCAAAGGCCUUCCCUCUUCUACUUUUUCAAUCCUGUCUCCCAACAAAGCAGCUUACAUUGAUGCUACCGGCUCUGGAGCAGAGACUAUUGCGCAUUUGUAUGAGAAUGGGAGGUGUACGGUCAUGUUUUGUUCAUUCGAACAAAGUCCACGGAUAUUGAGGUUGUUCUGUAAAGGCAGAGUCACAGAGUUCUGGGAAGUGGGGUUCGGAGAAGCAGCAAGAAGUAUGGGUGUCGAGGUACCGGUGGGAGCGAGAGCAGUGAUUCAAUUGGAGAUUUGGAAGGUUCAGACCUCUUGCGGCUACGGCGUCCCCCUCCUCUCCCCUUCCUCCCCCACCAAACCCCUCCAAGACCGCGAAACCCUAGGCCACUGGGCAGGCAAAACAGUCUCUGACAACAAAAUGGUCGAGUACCGCGCCAAAAACAACGCUUACUCGCUCGAUAACCUUCCAGGUCUCAAAGCAGGCAGGAAAACACGAGGAGAGUGGCUGUGGGUGGCUGAUGCUAGGACCUUUGCGAUAAGACUUUGGAAUCAGAUGGAUGGGUUGGUUGUAGGAUUCGUGCUUGCUUUUGUGGUGAUUGAUCUUUUGCAUUUGGCGGGCAUCAGGAUUAAUGGCGUGUUGGCGGAUUGGAGAUGA
This is a messenger RNA of Aureobasidium namibiae CBS 147.97, 747 nucleotides long. Its product is annotated as pyridoxamine phosphate oxidase family protein. The coding region runs from base 1 to 747 and encodes 248 amino acids. The record is from RefSeq and is a predicted model, not a curated record. Lineage: Eukaryota; Fungi; Ascomycota; Dothideomycetes; Dothideales; Saccotheciaceae. The transcript is spliced from 2 exons.